Messenger RNA from Pantherophis guttatus, 4706 nucleotides. The record is from RefSeq and is a predicted model, not a curated record. Lineage: Eukaryota; Metazoa; Chordata; Lepidosauria; Squamata; Colubridae.
CGGCGCCCGCGGCUUCCUGGACCGGACUGGCGCCCCGAUCGCCCAGCAGCCGACCCGCAGCCCCGGCCGCUCCUUUCCACGCCGCGCCCCGUCCCCUCCUCGCCUCGCUUGCCGACCGUUGCCGCCGGGCCAUGGCCGAGUGGAGCCCCGCCCAGGGCCUUCAGUGGGACAUGGACUCCCACCACCCGGCAACGGCACAGCCCCUCGGCCUCCCCGAGGAAAACCCCACGGCAGACGUCCUCCCCGAGACGGCCGAGCUCUCCCUGACGGUGGUGGCGGAAAUCCAAGCGGUGGAGGGCAAGGUGGACGCCUAUGCAGCCCAGCUCAUGAGCCUGGAAGGCCGGAUGGGCAUGGCCGAGACCAAGCUGGACGGCUGCGAGAAGACGGCGGUGGAGUUCGGCAACCAGCUGGAGAGCAAGUGGGCCGCGUUGGGCACCCUGAUCCAGGAAUACGGGCAGCUCCAGCGGCGCCUGGAGAACAUGGAGAACCUCCUGAAGAACCGUAACUUCUGGAUCCUACGUUUCCCACCAGGCGCCAAGGGGGAGGCCCCUAAGGUCCCGUUGCUGUUUGAUGACGCCGCCUGCAGUUUCUCGGAGCAAGAGUGGAGGGGCCUCAAUGAAAGCCAGAAGGACCUGUACCGCCACAUCAUGAUGCACAACUACCAGGCGGUGGUCUCCGUCGACACGGCCAUCUCCAAACCGGAACUCCUCGCCCGGAUUGAGCAAGGAGAGGUUUCGGAGCAGACCGACAGCAGGGACGGACAGCAGACUGACCCCCGUGAAGAGUCCGGAUUGGGGAACCGGCCAGGAUCACCAAGUUCUGCUCUCCGUGGGAGUUCCUGGAUUAAGGAAGAAGAUCUGUCUCUCGUCAAAAGCAUGGGGACUUUAGAGGACAGAGAAAUCCCUGGGGAGUGCACCAUGGGUGCUCCUCAGCUGCUGGAGGAUGAUGUGGACAACCUCUUCCCCCACAAGUGGACGGAAGUUUUCCAGGGUCCCGGAGAGGAGCUGCUGUGCGAGAACCAGCCUGUCUCCGUUACCCUGCCCAAGAAGCCCCUCCAGUGGUCCGUGCAGGGGCUGCCUGAGACACAGAAAGAGGAUUUGGUCACGUCAGCCGAAGCUCAGACAGGCCCCUUCAUCUGCUGCGAGUGCGGAGAAGGAUUUGUAGACAGGCAGCUCUUUGCCAGCCACCAGAAGACCCAUGGCGGAAGUGGGGUUUACUUUGUGCCAGAGCUUAAAGGAAACCCGGAGGUUAAGCUCACUCCCUUCGCUAUCCACAGGGCCCCAACUCCUGCCCGUCCCAAAGUGCAUAAGCGCCCUGAGCCGCAGAGGAGCCCAACUGCAAAACCCGGCGCAGUGAAAUGUCCCGGGAACCACAUGGUGGAGCGUCCGUACACGUGCACCCAAUGCAAGGAGAGCUUCAAGCUGGAGGUGAGCCUGCUCCUUCACCAGAAACUCCACGCGGGGAAGGGAGACGGGCCACUGACCUGCACCUACUGCGGCAAGGAUUUCCGGGACCUCUCCAAAGCCGUGCGUCACCAACGGAUCCACACGGGCGAGCGUCCGUAUCAGUGCACAGAAUGCGGGAAAAGCUUCAUCCGGCGGGACCAUCUGCUGAAACACUGGCGUGUCCACACGGGCGAGACGCCCUACCAGUGCGCCACCUGCGGGAAGAACUUCCGCUACAAGGAGUCGCUGAACUGCCACCAGAAAAUCCACACCCGCAACCCCACCGUGCACCACCUGAUGUUGGGAACGCAAGCAGGGCUGAUGGGCCUGAAACCCGAGCAGCCAAAAUGGAGUUUACCGGAGGGGAACCAACCUAUCCGGCAGGUGCGGCUACAGGCUCCGGCCAGGUGCGAUCCGUGGGCGGUCUGGACGAGGCGGGGGCGCCCGGUUGCUGCUGCGGGUGCGCGGCUCCUCCUCUUCCUUCGGAGCCCCCCCUUCUCCGCCGCCGCCCCUCCGCAGCCCCAGCUUAGCCCUAGCCCACCGCCCAGCCCGGGAAAAGCCAUGGAAACACCGUGGGAACCGAAUUUUCAGUGGAACCCAGCUGUCCUGCCGCCGCCACCACCAGGAUUCUUCUGGAUGCCCCCAAAGCCGGGAUGCGAACCGGCGUCCCACCGCCAAACGACCGAAAUCUCCUUCUGGACGUUGCUGGCAGCCAUGCAGGCGAUGGAGAGGAAAGUGGAUGUUCACACGGGACAGCUCCGGACGCUGCGACGGCGGGCCGAUCUGGCAGAGCACAAGCUCUCCGUGACGGAGAAGGUGGUGACCGACUUCAUGCCCCAUCUGGACGCGCUGGAGACGAUGGUUCGGGCCUUCGGGCAGCUGCACCAGCGGGUGGAGAAGAUGGAGGAGAGGUUGAAGAAUGAGAACUUCUGGGUGCUGAAUGUCCCACCAGGCACCGGAGGGGAAACCCUGCAGGUUCCUGUGAACUUCGGCAACGUCUCGGAUUACUGCUCGGAACAGGAGUGCAAGGACUCGAACUCUGGUCCAAAGGAGCGCCAGAAGACUGCGGAGUCCUUGGUUUCAACGGAUUGUGCUAGUUCAAAAUCUGGUUCAUUGUCCCCGACGGAAGGUGGGGCACCUUUAAGUGGCAAGCAUCGAGGACCCUCUGGUGAAGCAGAAGACAUCCAAAAAGACAGAGCAGAAGCUGCUAUUCUCUUGCCGACAUCUGCCAUAGCUGAGUCAGAGCCUGGAAAACUGGAUCAGUUCAGCCCCUCACCUGGGUCUUCGGAACAUGAAGUGUUGCCCUCUUCAGUAGAGGGCUUGGUGCCGGUUGAUAGCAGGACCGGUGCACUAGAACAGUCAGCUGAAUCUACAGGAGAUGUCGCAAAUUUCACCACCAUCGUCGUCCAGGAAGGGGUGCUUCCCGGCGAAGCGCCAUAUGUGUGUCCCGAUUGUGGUAAGAGUUUCUUGUAUGAGGAACAGUGCGCCUUGCAUCAACAAUCCCAUCUCCAGGUCUCUCCAGACCGCAGGGACAGUCCCACACAACAUCCCCAGCCAGAGGUCAGGGCGUAUACCUGUCCGGAUUGUGGGCGCUGGUUCCCCCACCAGGCCAGCCUGAGCAAACACCGCCUUUGGCACACGGGCGAUCGGCCGCACACUUGCGCUGUGUGCAAGAAGACUUUCCGGCUGAAAAUCAACCUGCACCUUCAUGAACGUACUCACGCGGUCGCCAAAAAAACUGGCUAUUACAUCUGUGGCCAGUGUGGCCGGGCUUUCAACCACCACUCGAAUUUCUUACGCCACCAGAUGAUCCACACCGGGGAGCGGCCAUACACCUGCGGGGAGUGCGGGAAGACGUUCAUCCGUAAGGAGCACCUCGCCACCCAUGGGCGGCUGCACACGGGCGAGAGGCCCUACCGGUGCCCGCUCUGCCCAAAGAGCUUCACCCGUAAGCAGCAUCUGGUGGGACACCAGCGCCUACAUGAGGGGGAGGCAAUUUGGCUGGAAAAUCAGCCCACUCAGACGAAUGGGCAUGGCCAACAGGGUGGAAUCGGGGUCCGGGCAGAUGAUGUAGAGUCUGGACUCGGACAAGAGACAUAUCCCCCGUAAACCGUUCAGCAGAUCCCAAGGGAGAAUCAGAUGGGGGGUGGCGGCUGGGAAACAGAGUUUAGGCAGCCAUCUUGAACCAAGCACAGGACUGUUAUUGGUCACAUCCUUGAUCCCCAGAGCUGGAGGCAGAAGGGGCUCAAGACCCAUGAUGAUAACAAGAGUAGGAAGGGAGCAUGGAAGUCUUCUAGUUCAGCUCCAUGCUCAAGCAGGAGACCCUAUCCCAUUCUGGACCAAUCUCUCCUUACAUGACCGAUUCCUUGACCUUUUCUGAGACCUAGGUACAGAGUGGGUCAAAAAAGUCAAAAUGGCCACCUGCCCCAUCGUGAUUUUUACCCUCUCUUGCCAAUACUCUUGACAGGAGGCUCUAAUGUUGUUGUGUUCAGUUCCUGGAGGUUGAGUUUUUAAUUCUCUGUUUUCAUCCCAGGUUGACUUCCUCUGUGAGAGGAGGGAGAUGGGGAAUUCUGGGAGUUGAAGUCCACCCAUGUUUAAUUUGCCUAAGGUCAGGCGCGAAGAAUCAGGACCACGCCUUAAAUUCCAGGCUAAGCUGCUUUAUUGCUCAUGCCUAAAUCGGUCGAAUCCUUGACAUACAACCAAAAUUGAGGCCAACAUUUCUGUGGCCAAGACAAAAGCUUGUUCAGUGAUCUGUACCCCCAUUUCUCGCCACCGUUUUAAGCGAAUCUCCGCAGCUCAACACAAUUGUUCAGUGAAUCGGGAUUUCCCGUUGAAUUUGCUGGUCGGAAGGUUGCCCAGGGGAAUCUCGUGAUCCUGGGACACGGCUACUGUCAUAAAGAUGAGUCAGUUGCCCAACAUCUGAGUUUUGAUUACGUCUCCGUGGGGAUGCUACAACAGUCAUAAAUGUGUCCCCGGGACACUGCAACCUGCCAUAAAUAUGAGUCAGUUGUCAAAUGUUUGAAUUUUGAUAACCUCAGUGCAGAGAGGUUACAACAGUUGUAAGUGUGAAAAACAGGUCUUUAGUCAUCUUUUUUUCAGGGCUGUUGACAUUUUGAAUGGUCACUAAAUGGAACUGUUUUAAGUCAAGGCCCACAUUCAUUAUUGUUGUAUAUUGUACAUUGCUCAGUAUGUUUCUAUGAGGGAGACGGGCGGUUCCUAACUGUGAUACAAAAAAGAAAUAAAAUGAAAUAGUUAAUUAAA